Mycena citricolor is the source of this 1485-nucleotide messenger RNA. The record is from the annotation of a GenBank genome assembly. Lineage: Eukaryota; Fungi; Basidiomycota; Agaricomycetes; Agaricales; Mycenaceae.
AGUGAAAACGCAGAAGUUCACAGGGAAUUAUAUUGCGCUGAGAACAUGGCGAGAUAUCCAUCGGCCUGCUCUGCAGAAAGCGGCUAUUCACGCGCUGAAUCUGGCCAAGGAUCCAGAAGCCGGCAAGAAGAAAGUGCUGGUCGUAUACCUGCGAUACACCGGGUCACGUAAGACCAUCGAACUGGUUCAGGUCGAAAGUGCAUUCGUGUUUUCAUUGGAAGAGAUCCAAGACAUGUUCGAUCAGUCUGUUUGGAACUCGGUGGAGGCGAUCGUCAAGGGCCUGCCACGGUACAAGAAUGUCCGGGCGGAAGAACCUGCCCCCUGCGUGAUAUGCCAAUUGAUUGAUCCCUUCGAUCCGACCCAGGCGCCUGCUUUCACCAUUCCCGUGAAAACGACUCCGGCACUGUUGUCAGCAGACCGCGACCAGUCUUGGAAGCAGACUCUUACGGAAUCGGCUGGAGGUGGCGAGUUCCAUGCGAACACCCUGCUCUAUACAGCGACCUUAUUCUAUUGACAUGCGCCUGUAACAUUGGCAUCUUACUGGCUAGCUCCGCGACUUCCUGCUGGAUCAUGCGGUGUAAGUAUUUGUACAUAACGAGCUUUCCCCGCAGACUCAAAUAAACUUAUCGAACCCGCUUCAGCCCUAAGGGUCGGAUUGCUGGAGAUUAUUGGCCCAGUCCAUUUAGCUUCGUGAUUCUCAUUGUCGCCCGCGCGUUAUUUUAAGAAUGCUCUGCCGUUCCAUGGCUUCCGAUUCCUUGGCGAGGGAGUUCCACACCCCAUUUCCCGCUUGCUCACACUCAAGUGCUCCUGUCUCAUGCACUUGCAUCUGGCAUGCCGAACAACCAAUGUAUAAAUCAAAAGAUUGGGAUCCAUUGUUGCUUUUGCUGGACGCGCUUCAUUAAAUAUAACGUCAACUCUGACUCUUCUCCUGAGCGCGUGCACACUCGCACAGGUUUUCUGCAGUUGCCCAGAUACCGAGGCUUGUGCAGCAGAUCAGGAAGCCGUGCGGUCGGAAUUCCGAGUCGAAAGUUCGCCGAAGUGGGUGGACAGCCUUGUUCGGCGCCAGAGUAGUCACCAGUCAGUGGUUCCUAGGGCACACUAGAUCGCUUCGCGAAGUGGUCAAGUAAGCCGUGCUAAUCAAAAUAAAAGGACGGCGACUCUCAUGCAAGCACUCCAGUGCCUUUCCCGCCGCCUCCGGAAUACACACAACCAUCUUACAUACACUCCCCUUCGCCAACAACCCCCAUGCCAGGCACUCCCGAGUCGACUCUUUCGAAACAGCUGUACGAAGAACUGGGUGCGAGUAUCCGGGGACAAGUCCAUCUGAGAGGCGAUUCCGAGUAAUGUGCCCCGCGCUAGUUGAUCCAGAGCACUCCGCUGAUCCUCACCGCCCAGCUUUGUCGAAUACUCGAGCAUUUUCAACGGCAACGUCGUCACGGUUGCAAAAGCGGUCGUUUGCCCCUUGGAUGCCGAAGACGUGAGCAA